Molecule: messenger RNA, 1518 nt
Organism: Lithohypha guttulata
Lineage: Eukaryota; Fungi; Ascomycota; Eurotiomycetes; Chaetothyriales; Trichomeriaceae
Exons: 3
Coding region: 1-1518 (505 amino acids)
Source: RefSeq, a predicted model, not a curated record
AUGCGUUACCUCAAUUGGGACAUCCUCAUCUUCCCAGACGACACCAAGGUGCCCGUGCAAGAAUUUGACGUUAAAUGUCAAGCCUUGCCUGCAGCAAGUGAUACUCCAUUAUCUCCCAAACUGAUUAACGCCGCCGGCAAUGACUACAACUCAUCUAUCACUCAAACACCAACUAUGACAUGCUUCAUCGCUAGCUUGGACGCUGGUCACGCCUUUCGGGUCUCUGUGCAUAGCUGGGAAAAGCCUAGACCAUCGUCUUUACUUUCGAGCUUCAAGCCAGCACCAGAACGAAUCACUUUCGAAGCAAAGCUUUUUAUCGAUGGAACGUUGAAGGCACAGCGCUGGCUAAGACAAAACAGUACCUGGCCUGAGGUCAUCAGUGAUACCAGCACGCCGUUGACCGAGUUUCCCACAGAUCUGCGAUUUCCUCCCUUCCACUCCGAGAUCUUGCAGCAAUCCCACUGGGAUGCAGGAGAUGGCCUCGGUCGCAUUCGUCUCGUUAUCGCAGAAGGUAUUGCGCGACCAGACGUGAAUUCCGAUAUACUCGCAUUCCGUAGACUUCGGGACGUUGUGGCAUUCUCGUUCCAGCAUGCUCCUCAACACAUCCUCGACCACUCUGGCAUUGCCUGGCCUAACGCUCGCAUGUUCCAGAAAAAGAUCCUGCCAAAACCACAGUCUGAUUUCCAGGCUCACGCACAUUCACCCCAGCGAUCGGGCAAGCAAUAUGCACAAACCCCUAUGCCAAUACCAGGCAGCAUGCACGCAUCAGCCUCCUGGUCCUCAGCACAGGCUCUGGUUGCGGAUGAUCCCUUUGUAGGGCCUUCAGUAACGGCUAAGAGCUUCUUUGAACGAUCUCAGCGAAAGGCCCAUACAGAUGUCUCCAUGUCCGAUUAUCCUACUAAAAAGAACGAGAGCGAAAUGUCGGAUGUCGCCAUACAGCCACCGAAUUUCCAACAACAAGUGGGCCGCGCAAACGUCGAGGAGAUAAUUCGUGCACUCACACCAUCCAAACGUGCCGCUCUGCUGCAUGCGUUAUCACCUUCAGAUAGACCUGAGGUCUUAGGGGUCGGUGCUGUCCCAAAUAGCCGAGUCAUGUCUAUCAAGAGCCUGGACAAACAAACACUGCAAGCACGCUCUGUUCCUGGAACACGCAAAUCGUCACUUAGCAGUCGCUCAACCUCUGGCAACUCUACAGCCAUGUCGUGGGACGAAUCACCAACUCUAGGAGACUUGUGGUCUAGCAGUAGCAAGGAAUUUCCCGGAUUGCUCCCCAGUCUACAGAAGUCUGGCACAAGCGAAAGGUCAACAUCUUGCGGAUCGAAGCGCAGACGAACAUUGUCACCGCCAACGGUGCUUCAAUUAACCACUGACAGCCUACCUGCAAGUAUCAGGGGAAUGUCAACAUCGCCAUGCAAGAAGUCACCGACGCCGAAGAAGGCCAAUCAAAGGAGUGUUGCGGAGAAGCAGUCGGAUAGUAGCGAGGAAGACGAAGACGGCACUAUUGAGGUCACGCAUUGA